Molecule: messenger RNA, 918 nt
Organism: Cooperia oncophora
Lineage: Eukaryota; Metazoa; Nematoda; Chromadorea; Rhabditida; Trichostrongylidae
Source: the annotation of a GenBank genome assembly
UUGCCUUCUUCCCACUCUUCAGCUCCUCGUCCUCGAGAUGAUGUUUCUCAUGGUGGUCAGUCACGAGAAGAGACAGUUCCUACUAUACCGGGAUAUCAUGACCAACACGCUCCUAGACCUCCACCACCUCCUCCUGAGGAAGAUGGCUACGAAUCUGUUGACCCAACUAGUCUUGGACCUCCUCCACCCGGUCCUCCUGCUGCUAAACCAAAACCGCCAGCUAAGAAGUCUUCAUGCCCAAGACAGGGAAAAAUUGAAGAUGAUAGUUUCGUGUUUCAAGUGACAAUAGUUGGUGGAAUUGUCCCCUUGAUUAUGCUUAUUAUGGCAUACGGUCUGUUCAAUUCUAUGGAAUCCAAGCGCAAGAAUACGAAACUGAGGUACAGAGACUCCAGUGAGCCGAUGGGUGAAGAAGGUUCUGGCACUGUUGUGGCAGAGGGUAAAGCCAGUGCAUCCGCGGAUGACGAUGCUCCACGAUCUCGUGAAGAAGCUCCUCGAUCCCGUGAAGAAGCUCCUCGAUCUCGAGAAGAAGCUCCUCGUCCUCGAGAUGAUGUUUCUCGUGGUGGUCAGUCACGAGACGAGACAGUUCCUACAAUACCAGGAUAUCAUGACCAACCGGCUCCUAGACCUCCUCCACCCCCAGCACCACCACCACCACCUCCUGAGGAAGAUGGCUACGAAUCUGUCGACCCAACUGGUCUUGGACCUCCUCCACCCGGCCCUCCUGCUGCUAAACCAAAACCGCCAGCUAAGAAGUCCUUCAUGCCCAAGGUUACCAAACAGAAACCCCCACCUAAAGGAGCAGCCGCACAGAAGGGCAAGAAAAAGACUAAAGAAGUUAGAACAAAGGGGAGAGCACCUCCCAAGACAGGUUCGGAUCUGAAGAAGCAGUCAAGAGCUCCACCAAAGCGAAGGCGAUAA